GGGUUCAAGCAAUUCUCCUGCUUCAGCCUCUCCAGUAGCUGGGAUUGCAGGCACGCACCACCUAAUUUUGUAUUUUUAGUAGAGAUGGGGUUUUACCUCAUGGACCAGGAUGGUCUCGAUCUCUUGACCUCGUGAUCCACCCGCCUCGGCCUCCCAUAGUGCUGGGAUUACAGGCGUGAGCCACCGUGCCCAGCUUAGUUUUUAAGUUAGUAAUGAGAAGUGAGAGGCCGGGCAUGGUGGCUCACACCUGUAAUCCAGGCACUUUGGUGGCCAAGGUGGGCAGAUCGCCUGAGGUCGGGAGUUCAAGUUCAAGAGAAGUGAGAAAGUACUAUUAUCACUCUUUUUUUGUUUUGUUUUGUUUGAGUCGGAGUUUCGCUCUUGUUACCCAGACUGGAAUGCAAUGGCACGAUCCUGGCUCACCGCAACCUCCUCCGCCUCCUGGGUUCAAGCAAUUCUCCUGCCUCAGCCUCCUGAGUAGCUGGGAUUACAGUGAAGCAAAUAAGCAACAUGUAAGAUGUCAGAAAUGCCUGGAAUUUGGACAUUGGACUUAUGAAUGCACAGGAAAAAGAAAAUACCUACAUAGGCCCUCAAGGACAGCAGAACUAAAAAAAGCUUUAAAAGAAAAAGAAAACAGAUUAUUAUUACAACAAAGGAGUUUUUCCCCCUUCAUGUUUAUCAGCAUUGGAGAGACCACUGUAGAAAGAAAGACCAAGAAAAAAAGGUCUAAGAGUGUAACCAGUUCAAGUAGCAGUAGCAAUGGCAGUUCAGCCAGUGAUUCUUCAUCAGAAAGUGAAGAAACAUCUACCUCAUCCUCCUCAGAGGACAGUGACACUGAUGAAAGCUCCUCUAGUUCCUCAUCCUCAGCCUCCUCCACAACCUCAUCCUCCUCCUCUGAUUCAGACUCAGAUUCCAGUUCUUCUAGUAGCAGCAGCACCAGCAUGGAUAGCAGCUCUGAGGAUGAACCACCAAAGAAGAAGAAAAAGAAAUAGUUGUUCCAUCCAUAUUGGACUGAUGGACCGAAAACAUUAAUGUGAUUCUUGAAAGGGAAUUUAGAAUAUGUUAAGGCCAAAUAGGUUAACUGGUGAAAAUUUUUAGAAUUCAAAAGUUUCUAAAUGUUUUAUAUUGCAAGAGCAUAAAGAGUAUUAAUAAUGAAUUAUAUAUAGAGAGAGACUUUUUUAUUUGAAGGGUGAAUCCUGUUUUUCAUUUUUUUCUUUAAAAUAUCUCUCUAGAACUUAAAGCUGAAAUCUCCAAAUCUGUUUGUGUGAUGAAACUAUCUUUUCUUUCUGUGAAAUAAAUGCCAUACUUUGUUAUAUAUGUUAGUGGUAUAUACCAGACAUAUUUUCAGGAUGGUGCAUCAGAAUAUUUGGCAGUGAAUUUCUAAUGCUUUUGGCUAUGAAUUAUGUAAGAUUUAAUAUAUUGUUACUGUAAGCAUAGGAGUUUUCCUAUUGUUAAUAAAUGUGCUCUAUUUUUACAUUUAUGUUCAGAAAGUUAUUCUGACUUUUUGUCCUAAGUGGUAUGUUCAAGGAGCCUAUUAAUAUAUUUAUAGUUUUUGAAUGCUACAAGUUUCAAGUUGCUGUGUUACAUCAUUCAUUUUCUUCUGGUUCCUUAAGUUUUUCAAGUUAUCCUUUUAUAAGGAAAAUUUUUCUAGAGGAACCUAAAAAGGGAGAAAAAAUCUGAAACUACUUAGGAGUGUAAUCUUGGUGCCUUCCGAUAGUCAGUGUAUCAGUAAAGAAAGCAGCCAUGUAAGAGGCUAACUUAAGCAGAAGUACUAGAAAUAUCUUCGUGUAUUAACAUGCAAUAAAAGGUACCAUUCAAAGCAGGGGAAAGGUAGGAGGAAGAGGUAAUUUUUACUGCAAAUUAGGGCAGCCUUGGUCACCUUUUAUUAAAAGCUUUUUUAAGCUUUCAUAAAGAUUGCCUUUUGUUAUUUUUGCAAUUAUUAUAGUAUAGUUUAUAUGCUAACUAGUCAUUUAACAGUCUAGUGCAUAAAUAUGAAUGACUAGGAUUAAUCUGGUGUGGUUACAUAGGAUAUACAUAGUUGAAAUCUAGCAUGAAAGGCUAAAAAGAAAAUGCUGCACAAUAUUUCUUUAAAAAUAAAAUGUUACUGAGGCAAGAGUCUUUGGUUUAACAUCACAGUAUUCUGUGAUGUCUUUUUAACUUUUUGGAAAGAGGUAUCAUUUGUAGAAAAAUUUUGAUUUGGGUUAAAUACAGGUUUUUAAAACUAUAAAUGUCUUUUAUAUUUUUAUGAAAAAGCAGUGGAAAAUUACUUUUGAAGAAAAUUAGCUAUUUAAAUAUUAAAAUAUACGUAUGUUGUGAGUUUAGGGAACCUGUAAUUACUUGUCGGUUUUACAAAACCAUCUGUGUUCAGUGGUUGUAAAUAAAUUCUCAAAACAAUUUCAAAAGCUGCCUACAGAAUAUUAUCACUUGACAGAUAAAGUUAAUAAAUUACCAAUCAGGCACAUUUGAUAAUGUUUGUCUCUGUAAAGGUAAUGUGAGCAGUUAAAGAACAUGGAUGAGAAAAGAAUGUGUUAACAUAGGUUGCAUCACUUGCAGUUAAAUAAAACUCAACAAUUUGUGCUCACAAGCUU
Molecule: messenger RNA, 2585 nt
Organism: Callithrix jacchus (white-tufted-ear marmoset)
Lineage: Eukaryota; Metazoa; Chordata; Mammalia; Primates; Cebidae
Gene: ZCCHC10
Product: zinc finger CCHC-type containing 10
Molecular function (GO): zinc ion binding; nucleic acid binding
Source: RefSeq, a predicted model, not a curated record